Knipowitschia caucasica is the source of this 1404-nucleotide messenger RNA. The record is from the annotation of a GenBank genome assembly. NCBI's taxonomy places the organism in Eukaryota, Metazoa, Chordata, Actinopteri, Gobiiformes, Gobiidae.
AUGAAUCUACGAGUUCGAUUGAACAGGCAGACCAGUCGUGUGACUCUACCUGGAGAAGACCCCACUUUGUCAGACCUUACAGAUCUCAUCAGAAAGACACUGCUGGCUUCACAGGGACUGAGUGCGGACACAGAGUUCAGUCUUUCCUUAAAUGGCACAGAACCUCUCUCAGACCACGGGCAGACUCUAUCAUCGUGCAGCAUCGUGUCUGGAGAUUUGAUUGUCAUACUGCCUGAUCAUGUUGCUGCUUUGACACCAAAUAGUUCUGCCAGUCAGAUCCAGACCCAGAAUACAGCACCAAAGUCGGACAAUGUACCAAGCAGCAGCAGUUCAUCUACACAUAUCAUGGAGUCUGAACUGGCGGUGCCCUGUUGGGAGCCUAUGUUAUGCAGUGAGGCAGAAGAUGGCCAAGCACCACUUUCUCUUGAGCUCCUAUAUCAUGGAGCUCACAGCACAAGUAAGAGUGAUGCCAUCAUCGUGGUGGGACACCUGCUAAUGCUCGAAACAGGAUUUACUCAUGAGGGCAUUGCGCUCCAGUCUAUGGACAUGCCUACAGGUUGGAGAGGAGCAGGAGUGUACAAACUUAAGUACAGCCAUCCUCUAUGUGAAAACAGCCACGCAAUUUUGGCAGCUGUGUCCACUGGCUCUACACUUGUUAUUAAUGCAACAUUGAAAGUGAAUGAAAAAGCUUGCGCAGUUGGUAAACUAUGUUUGAACCCAUCCAACUAUGUGACCAAUGAGUGGCAAGGAGACCAUGCUGCUGCAGUUUUCAAAGAUCUGAAGAAAUUGUCCAGAAUAUUUAAAGACAUUCUGGCAUACCCUCUGAUUGCUUCUGCCAGAGAAGCUAUGGCUUUGCCUGUAGCCUUUGGACUACCAGCUCUUCCACCAGAGCUCCUCCUCAGGGUUCUCCGGCUCCUGGACGUACACUCUCUAACGAGGCUGUCCAUGGUCAGCAAACACUUUCAAAGCACCACAUCUGAUUCAACGCUGUGGAAGAAUCUGUUUAUGAGAGACUUCAGAGACCCGGGUGCCAAGAAUCACUCCAGAGACACGAACUGGAAAAAUCUUUAUCGCCAACGUUACAAAUUUUGCAAAGAACACCAGCAACGGAGACAUCAUCGUUCUCUCCCGUCGUAUCCACACCUUCCAUAUCCCAGCCCGCCAUUGGGCAUUGUGCCAAUUUUUGAUCCAGUUGUACCAGGGAUUAUCGGGGGAACUCCUCUCCCCGUGUGUGUGGCCCGAAGUGUGGCCGCUGUCUGUGCGUUUCUCCCGGGUCGAAAGACACCACGGACAGCGGGCUCGGAGCACCACAAGCCCGGGACCUGCUGCGAUCUGCGUGUCCCAACAAACAGCACUCCAGGCCCCUCACUGCUCAGCGCUGUAGCCGCUGUCGGUGCUGGUUAG